Cladophialophora immunda is the source of this 1815-nucleotide messenger RNA. Its product is annotated as phosphoribosylaminoimidazole carboxylase, ATPase subunit. Gene Ontology annotation, biological process: 'de novo' IMP biosynthetic process. NCBI's taxonomy places the organism in Eukaryota, Fungi, Ascomycota, Eurotiomycetes, Chaetothyriales, Herpotrichiellaceae. The coding region runs from base 1 to 1815 and encodes 604 amino acids. The record is from RefSeq and is a predicted model, not a curated record. Gene Ontology annotation, molecular function: ATP binding; metal ion binding; phosphoribosylaminoimidazole carboxylase activity. The transcript has a single exon.
AUGGACGACCAUAUCGUGGGUGUCCUCGGUGGCGGUCAACUAGGGCGUAUGUUGGUGGAGGCAGCGAACCGACUCAAUAUUCAGGUUGGUGUCCUUGAUGCCGACAGCGCCCCGGCAAAAUAUCUUGCAAACUCUGAUAGGCAUGUUACUGGAUCCUUCGCAAAUGCGUCCGAUGUCAAGGCCCUCGCAUCCAGAUGUGACGUCCUGACCUAUGAGAUCGAGCACGUCGACACCCAGAUUCUUGAAGAGCUGGAAGCAGAGAAACCGUACGUCGAAGGGACCAAAUGGUCGAGGUUUCAACCCAGUUGGCAAACGGUCCGGACGAUUCAAGACAAAUUCACUCAGAAGCAGCAUUUUGCGAAAUAUGCAAUUCCCAUCUCUAAGUCCAUUGCCGUCAGCCCGUCACAGCAAGGGCUGAAAGACGCCGGCGACGCCCUUGAAUACCCUUUCAUGUUGAAAUCUCGAACCCAAGCCUACGAUGGGAGAGGUAACUUCCCCGUCAAAUCGGCGUCUGAUAUAGGGCCUGCCAUCUCAGCCCUUGCGGAACGGCCUUUAUAUGCGGAGAAGUGGGCUCAUUUCAAAAUGGAACUCGCAGUCAUGGUGGUGAAAAUAGCCCAGGAGGACGAUCCCGACGCGUGGGAGACCAACACCUUGGCGUACCCUACUGUCGAAACCGUUCAUGAAGACAGUAUCUGCAAGCUUGUUUAUGUUCCGCCUCGGGAUGUCUCGCAUGAAGUGGCACGCGCGGCCCAAGACCUAGCUCGACGUGCUGUUUCAACAUUUCGGGGAACAGGAGUCUUCGGUGUUGAAUUGUUCCUCCUUCCUGACGACAGCCUCGUUGUCAACGAAAUUGCGCCCCGGCCCCACAACUCAGGACAUUACACGAUCGAGGCAUGCCACAUGUCCCAGUUUGAAGCACAGAUCCGCUCUAUCCUACCUGAUUUGGCCUCAAAGAUACCCUCCGGUGCGACGGAUUUGACGGUCAAGGCAGCGAUAAUGUUGAAUAUCCUCGGAGGACCACAGCCUGAUUCGCAUAUGCUAGUCGCCAAAGCUGCACUUGACGUGCCAGGAGCGAAAAUUCACCUCUACGGAAAGGGUGAGGGUCGACCAGGACGGAAGAUGGGACACAUCACGAUCACCGGGUCAAGCCUAUCGGAAUGCGAGAUCAAAAUGCACCCUUUGGUUCAGAUGGUUGACGCAAUCCGCGUGCAUCGCAACGAUAGAUCUGCUCAGCCAUCUGCUGCCUCGAUUGUGAAGACUCAGGUGGAGCUGCUCGAUUCGAAUCCCGCUCCAGCUCCCCGGGCCGUGGUAGCAGUGGUAAUGGGAUCUGAUACCGACCUCGCUACACUUCGCCCAGGCCUGACGAUACUUGAGACUAUGGACAUCCCUUACGAAGUGCACAUCACCUCGGCACACCGCACGCCACAGUACAUGCUCGACUUUGGCAAGACUGCGGCUAGUCGUGGAUUCAAAGCCAUUAUUGCCGCCGCGGGUGGAGCAGCACACCUCCCUGGCAUGAUGGCCUCGGAAACCACUGUCCCCGUCAUUGGCGUGCCUGUGAAAGCGAGCUCUCUAGAUGGAUUGGACAGUUUGUUGAGUAUUGUGCAGAUGCCACGGGGUAUUCCUGUGGCGACAGUGGGGAUUGGAAACUCGGUCAAUGCGGCGAUCCUGGCAGCGAGGAUUGUGGGAUCAAGCGACGAGAGAGUACGGAAGUGGGUCGCUGACCACCUGCAGAAGAUGGACGAUGAGAACAUGGAGAAGGAGCAUCGAUUGCAGAGAGAAGGCUGGAAAGUCUACAAGAAAUUGGACGGGUAA